AACCUUUAUUUGGGAAUUGUUUCUGUGGAGACGCUUUUAGGGGUGACACGUUUGCUUUUGCCAUUAAUGUAAAUAAUGUGCUUUUCGCUGUUGAGGUUGUUAUUUUUAUACAUUUAGCUCAUCGGAUUUUUUGUGCAUCCCUUGCCCUCAGGGUUCACGUUCAUCAUGAAUGUGAAUCAGGGUACAGUGGGCAGCGAUCCGGUUAUACUGGCCACUGCUGGAUAUGAUCACACCGUCAGAUUCUGGCAGGCCCACAGCGGCAUAUGCACAAGAACUGUCCAACACCAAGACUCUCAAGUUAACUCCCUUGAAGUAACACCUGAUAGGAGUAUGAUUGCUGCUGCUGGGUAUCAGCAUAUACGCAUGUAUGACUUAAACUCGAAUAAUCCAAACCCAGUGAUCAAUUAUGAUGGGGUCAGCAAGAACAUCACAUCCGUUGGCUUUCACGAGGAUGGUAGAUGGAUGUACACGGGUGGAGAAGACUGCAUGGCUCGAAUCUGGGAUUUAAGGUCGAGGAAUCUACAGUGCCAACGAAUCUUCCAAGUAAAUGCACCUAUUAACUGUGUGUGCCUUCAUCCCAAUCAGGCCGAAUUAAUUGUUGGGGACCAAAGUGGUGUUAUUCACAUCUGGGAUUUGAAGACCGACCACAACGAACAGCUCAUCCCAGAACCAGAUGUGUCCGUGAAUUCUGUUCACAUCGAUCCUGAUGCCAGUUAUAUGGCAGCAGUCAACA
Molecule: messenger RNA, 733 nt
Organism: Misgurnus anguillicaudatus (oriental weatherfish)
Lineage: Eukaryota; Metazoa; Chordata; Actinopteri; Cypriniformes; Cobitidae
Source: RefSeq, a predicted model, not a curated record